AUGCGAUCCGUCCAAACCCGAAACAGAAUCGGGGAAGCGCAAAGCGACAAGUUUCACAGGCAUAUCGAUACCGCUGUAUCACACGCGGCAUUCCCAGAGACCAACGUGGUGAAGCAGAGCAGCAUGGUUAAUUUGGUUGCACACGUCCGCUUUUUCCCUUGUGUUUGCGGCCACAACCCAGCAGUAAACCGCGUUCUUGGCGCCACCACAUCUGCUUCCCCAACACAAUGUGACACCACGCCCCUCCCCCCAAAUCCCCAGCACACCUGCCGCCCCUCCACAGGGCCUGCAUACUACUUUUCAAACACUGCAGUGUCCAUGGCCGCGCCCCACAACUCCACUGGGGCAAUGCGUUGUUGCUGCUGCUGCUGCUCUCUCUCGCCCUCUCUGUGCGUGUGUAUGGCGCAAAUUGAAGCCUCCGCCUUGCCUGCUGCCCGACGCUGUGAUCAGAGAAAAUGA
Molecule: messenger RNA, 459 nt
Organism: Trypanosoma conorhini
Lineage: Eukaryota; Euglenozoa; Kinetoplastea; Trypanosomatida; Trypanosomatidae
Exons: 1
Coding region: 1-459 (152 amino acids)
Source: RefSeq, a predicted model, not a curated record